AGAAAAUCAUCAACCCAAGUGAACCUAAUUUCUAUAGAACUUCAACCAUUUUUCUUCACCUGCUGCUGCUGAUUCAUUCAAUUCAACAGAAACAUAAAAAAUGCAGACUUCAUCACUUCUGCAUCAUCAACUAGUUGUUGGAACUUCAGUAACUCAUGGUCAGCUUCAAAAACCAGUUAACAGAUUACCUGGUCCUGCAACUCAAUGUCAGUGUUCAACUUCAACAUCAAAGCAAAUGAGACUGAGGACAAAUAUAUCUGAAACUGUGAAGAGAAAGAUAAGUUUAGGGGCUCGCAUUCUUCGAGUUGGUGGAGUAGAAAAAGUGUUUCAGCAAUUUUUUACUAUGGAAGAAGGAGAGAGGCUUUUGAAAGUUUCUCAGUGUUAUCUUUCUACAACAUCUGGUCCUAUAGCAGGUUUCUUAUUCAUCUCCACCUACAAGGUUGCUUUUUGCAGUGAGAGAACAGUGAAAGUUUUCACUCAGAAUGGUCACAUGUUGAGGAUCCGUUAUAAGGUUGUUAUUCCAUUGAAGAAGAUCAAAUCCAUGAAUCAAACUGAAAAUAUGCAGAAGCCAAGACAGAAGUACAUUGAGAUUGUGACAGAAGACAACUUUGAGUUCUGGUUGAUGGGUGUCUUAAAAUAUCAGAAGACUUUCCAAUAUCUUCAGGAGGCAGUUUCUCAGGCUUAACUACUGGCUAGCAAAAUCCAAUUUUUGAACUCAAUGAAACAAACAAAAAGUUUGGUAGUUAUGAUUGAAGAUGCUGAGUUUUAUCUCUGAUAAAAGAGAUUUCACUUCAUUGUAAAUAUCCCUCUUAGAUUUGACCAUUGUUUGAAUGGAUGUGGUUCAUAUCAGUCACAUUGUUUGAAUUAAAGAUUCCACCAUUUGAAGCAUCAUUUGUUGGAAAACACAAGUUAUAUCAGUCACAAUUUCUUCAAAAGUUGUAGAAGAACUUGGAUGAAAGCAAAGUUGUGCUUUGAAUCACCACAUUUUGUAUUUCGAAGUUGUGAUUUCAAAUGACUUAUACACGAAA
Messenger RNA from Vigna unguiculata (cowpea), 1028 nucleotides. Its product is annotated as GEM-like protein 4. Lineage: Eukaryota; Viridiplantae; Streptophyta; Magnoliopsida; Fabales; Fabaceae. The record is from RefSeq and is a predicted model, not a curated record.